GGAAGUAGGGGGAAGUGCGUCCGCGGAGGCGCCGCAAGGCGGCGGAAGAUGGCGGAGAGUGGCGGGGCAGAGAGGGAUGAAGCGGAGAGGGUGUCUUCCAGGCCACGGCCCCCGAGCGCGCGGGACUUACAGUUGGCCCUCGCAGAAUUAUAUGAAGAUGAAGUGAAGUGCAAAUCUCCCAAGUCUGAUAGACCUAGAACUACAGUCUUUAAGAGCCCACACACACCACAACGAUUUUAUUCAGGUGAACAUGAAUACAGUGGAUUACGUAUAGUUCGACCUUCAACUGGGAAAAUUGUGAAUGAACUUUUUAAAGAAGCAAAGGAACAUGGGGCUAUCCCUCUAAAUGAAGCCACAAGAUCUUCAAGUGAUGACAAAUGUAAGUCAUUUACAGGUGGAGGAUAUAGACUGGGUAAUUCCUUUUGUAAACGGUCUGAAUACAUAUAUGGAGAAAAUCAGCUGCAAGAUGUUCAGAUUUUGCUUAAACUGUGGAGCAACGGUUUCAGUUUAGAUGAUGGAGAAUUGAGACCUUAUAAUGACCCAACAAAUGCUCAAUUUUUAGAGUCUGUUAAGAGAGGAGAGAUUCCUUUGGAGCUCCAGCGACUGGUUCAUGGUGGCCAAGUGAAUUUGGAUAUGGAGGAUCACCAGGAUCAAGAAUACAUAAAACCUAGAUUGAGGUUCAAGGCUUUUAGUGGAGAAGGGCAAAAACUUGGAAGCCUUACACCUGAAAUAGUUAGUACACCUUCCUCCCCAGAAGAAGAGGACAAAUCUAUUCUUAAUGCAGUUGUUCUUAUUGAUGAUUCAGUGCCAACUACGAAAAUUCAAAUCAGGUUAGCAGAUGGCAGCCGUUUGAUACAAAGAUUCAAUAGUACACACAGGAUCCUGGAUGUCCGGGACUUUAUUGUACAGUCUCGUCCUGAGUUUGCAACUCUUGACUUUAUUCUUGUGACAUCAUUUCCAAAUAAGGAGCUAACAGAUGAAAGCUUGACACUACAAGAAGCAGAUAUUCUUAACACUGUGAUACUCCAGCAACUAAAAUAAUAUUGCUCCUAUCCAUACAGGUGCAUAUAGGAAUAGGUAAUGUGCCAUAUCAGUAAGAAAAAUACUGUGCUUCAAGCAUAAAAAAAAAACAAAUUAUUUUUGUUAAUUGUACAUAUAAAUGUUGGUUUUAUUGAUAUUCUGUUGUCCAGGCUUAAUAUAGAUGAGUAUGGAGGUAGAGAUCUCAAGAUAAAUAUGUUUGAAUUUUUAGUUGCAGGGUCGACUUAUGUUGAUAACAUAAACAUCUAGGCAAACCAAUUUGUUACGUGCUAAGUGUUAGUAAAGCAGCAUUUAUUGGAGAGAUGAACAAAACCCCUUUUUGAUCAAUGCAUUUGGUAAAAUUUGCACUAAAGUUUUUUGAUGCAGCAAUGACCAGUAGCUAUUAAGAAUUU
Fukomys damarensis (Damara mole-rat) is the source of this 1430-nucleotide messenger RNA. It is a transcript of the gene Ubxn2b, whose product is annotated as UBX domain protein 2B. Gene Ontology annotation, biological process: membrane fusion; proteasome-mediated ubiquitin-dependent protein catabolic process; Golgi organization. Bases 49 to 1041 code for a protein of 330 amino acids. The transcript has 8 exons. Lineage: Eukaryota; Metazoa; Chordata; Mammalia; Rodentia; Bathyergidae. The record is from RefSeq and is a predicted model, not a curated record. Gene Ontology annotation, cellular component: nucleus; cytosol. Gene Ontology annotation, molecular function: ubiquitin binding.